AUGGACGUUCUUCGUUUCAAAGUUGACCACCUCAAGUUAUUGUGGUCAGAAUUUCGAAUUGUAAACGCGAACGUUGACAAUGAUUACGGUGAUCAGUCAGAGUGGGCGCGGAGAAAAUUACAAGGUGUAUUUUCAGAACUUGAUAAACUUAUUCAAGAACAACUUUUAUGGAAAUCCAAACUCGCAGCCGAGAUAGAAGACCUAUUGGUGGAAAUAGAUGAUUAUUGUCGAAUAUUUGGUCGAAGAGUUGACAUUAUCAUACCACAGGCCGCUUCUUUAAACAUUGAAUUGAGUGACGCAACGCGUGACAACUUGAGGCUUAUUCGAGACUCAUUACUAGAGGAAAUUGGUCUAACGCGAAAGAAUCUCGGCAAAUGGUUGAGUGAUCUUGAAAUUUUAGUACAAGAAUUAAAUGAAGAUUAUAAGGUUCCAUCAAUAGAGAUUUUUAAUACGGAUUUAAGUUCUUCUUUAGUUCUACCGAUAUGGUACAAGUACGACGAGUAUUCCAGAGCUGCGGUGAAACGGCGCGAUACAUUCGAAAAGUUUGCGAUCAAGCUACAUCACUAUUGGAACAUACUUCAUUAUUCACCUAAGGAUGACGUAGACGAAUUAUUAUCCAAAUUAUUUGCUGAUAAACCAGACCCUAAAGACCUUUAUGAAGCACUUGAAAAUGACAAUAAUGUUGAUGAUAAAAAUCAUGACUCUGAUAAAAAUCAACAACAUGAAUAUUUAUAUUAUACCCUACAACUUCCACCCGGAUUAAAAUUGACACCGGAGAAUAUUGCCAUCCUUAAGAAAAAAUCAGCGGCUCUUGAACAGGAAUAUACGAACCGUAAGAGUAGAGUAGAAGCAUUAUUGAAAUCCAUCAAAAAUCUAUAUGAAGAAUUGAAAAUUCCUCUGGAAGAAAGAAUUAACUUGACUUGUUCGCUUGAUGAUGACUAUUUUAAUCAGUUAUCAUUAGAGGUUCAACGUCUACGAGAACUUAUGCGUAAUGUUGUACAAAAGGCUAUUGAACAAUACACCACUCAACUGGGCAACCUCUGGGAUAAAUGCCUAGUCCCACAACAUGAGCGUGAUGGUUUCUUUGAAAACGUACACAAGAUUGACUCGUCAGAAGAAGUUUAUGAAUAUCUCGCACAAGAAACGAUGCGUUUGGAAGAACUUCAUGUGAAGUGUGCCAAGAUUUUUGAUUUGAUGUCGGAGAGACGUGCAUUGAUCGAGAAAAUGAUUGAAUUUGAGAAAAAGGCAUCUGAUCCGCGUCGUCUAUUCCAAAGUUCUUUUCGAUUAUUGGAAGAAGAAAAAUGGAGAAAAUCAUGCUGGCCUAAUUUGGUGAAAAUUGAAGACAACUUGAUUAAUGCGUGCAUCGCUUAUGAAGAAGCCGAAAGAAAACCUUUUAUGUAUGAAAGUGUACGAUUUCUGGAUACGCUGCAAGCGGAAAUCUCGGAACGCACUGUCAAUCAAAUGUUCUUUGGCUUUGAAAAGGAUGCUGCUAAAGGAUCUAAUCAAAAACAGGCCAAAGAUUACAAGAACUCAACAAAACGUAAAGAGAAUAAACCAACUCCAAAAGUCACACAAAGCAGAUCAGUAUCGCCAGCUGCUUCCGUGAAUGAUGAUCAGGGUCUAUCACAUAACAGUCAAUCAAUGCCACCUCCACCAGUAUCACCUACUUCUAGUAAUGGAACUCGAACGCGUAGUAGCCACACCCAAAAACUUACACCUAGUAGUACGAUAUUACUUUCGAAUUCUGAAAAUUUACCUAACCGAUCACGAAGAAGUAGCAAGGCUAUAAGUCGGUCCGUUUCUCCAGCAAGAUCCACUGCUUCAUCACGUGCAACUUCACCAGAGAGACUAAAUGGAAAGUCGUUAAACCGAAAGCGCAGCACAAAUAACAUGAGCUUAACACCACCUUUAAGUCCAACUUAUCGUGUGUUAAACCCAGAUAAUUCAACCCUUCAUCCUGGGACUGCAGCUACACAAAGGACAAAUAAAUCUAAUGAUGAUAAAAAUUUGACGGCUUCUCGCCGGUCAUCCAUCUUCGGUAAGAGUAAUUCUACAUCAAAACGUAGUAAUAGUGUUUCUAGUACAUCAAGUGAAUCAUCAUCAGUUUCGUCAAUUGCUGCUCCUUCUACACCAACUACACUUGCACCUUCUUAUGUUGUUAAUGGACACUUAAGUGUACCUACUCCAUCAAAAAUUAAAUCACAAAAAGAAACUGAUAGAAAUACUGCAAUUAAAAUAAAAAUAGAUAACGAAGACAACAAGAGUAAAAUGUCAACCAAAGCUACAAAAGCUACAACACCCAAUGCCACAUUAACUAUGCCUUUAGCAAGAAAAACAAAUAAAGAAAUAACAAAAGCCAGGCCUAAGAGUGUUGUUGGCCAGUGA
Messenger RNA from Dentiscutata erythropus, 2385 nucleotides. The record is from the annotation of a GenBank genome assembly. NCBI's taxonomy places the organism in Eukaryota, Fungi, Glomeromycota, Glomeromycetes, Diversisporales, Gigasporaceae.